CAUUUACACCUGCAUUCGCAACUACAAUCGAAAUACCGCGCUCGGUGAGCCCUACGAGUACUAUCCUAUACGGACCCCGCAAGUCGCCGAAGAAUGAACAAUGAUCCCUCCCUUACCCGCUGCUUCUCUUCCCGCUCCAUCCGACACUCUCGCUGACUGGAUGGGCUCCAUUCGCUUUCCAGACGCCAAAACACGACGGGAGGUGUGGAUUGAGCCCACAGACCCGCAUUAUGUCCGCGCAUGGGGUACAGACAGAAUCCUCUUCUCCCAUAAUCCCGACAUGCUCAACGCGCUAUCACAUUCCCUUUCUAGGCUUCGUCUCGACGACACCGAUAUCAGGUGUCUCGAGUGCUGGGAUAAAUCUCGCUUGAACCCGAAAAAAACCCCGGACGUGUCUACUCCCUACCUAUGGAGCUACUGGCUUGAGAGAGGCCUGGUCGCAAUGGUAAAUGGAGUUUUGUCAGAGUACCCGCUGGGACCGGCGUAGGGCGAUACUGUCACCCCGAAUUGGAAGACCGAGUUGAGAAGCGUCGGCCCAGAUUUUCAGCUGUGUACCCGAAACUGGUCUCAAUCCAUGCCCUAUCCUUGUCCGAACAUCUGCUGGGUCAUGCCAACGACUAUCCCGUCUUUUGGGUCCAUAGCCAAGAUUGCCUCGAGACUGGCUCAAGAAGAUGGCUUUGGGCUGUCGGUCUUAGACGGGAAAACUCGGCUCAUCGGGCGCUUGGGGACAACUAGUGAAGAGGAAGAAGAGCAGAUCAGACUGUUUUUUACAGAGGUUGUGGACCGAAUGCACUCCCGCGGGUCUUCAUCUUCGUUCAUUACCAACGGCCAACGCUUCAUGGUUGUGCAGAGGCUCCGAGACCUCGAUGAGCCCAAAUCAUUCCACUUCUCCCUCUCUACCCUUAUCGGCAAUGCAGGUCCACUAGACCUCAACACCCCAUCCGACGAUCUUUCACUCGCCCAUCAACCCAACCUCCUGACUGAACUUCCUGUUGGUCUUCUGUGCUCAUUGUCUUUCGACACACCUUUGGAUCCCUUUCCACUUCCAGCAUGGUCUUCAUCGUUGCUGGCUGUCUUUCCUCCUGACAGUGACCAAAAUGGGCAAUCGCGAAGAAGAUCCGCGCGACUUGUGCAUCCCCAGGAUGACUCUAAGCCAGGCCAAAACCAUCUUGAGGGCUCUUUUUUUGUCAAUGGAAGCCCCUGUGUAAGUGAAGCGUCAAUCGAUGCGUCGAGCUAAAGACAAACACAGUUUGGCCAUUACUCAAUUCACCUUUCGGGCGACAAGGAAGCUCGGCCGGAUUUACUGAUCCAUUCGUAUCCUCUCGCUAUCCGAGAUGGGGACUUGAGCGGUCCCCUGGAUCCCGAGUCAGCCGCUCUACCUUGCCUUACCUCAUUCCAUUCUUCAACAGCUUCUGGUGACGGCGAGACUGGACAGCCGGGACCCACUGUCAUCAGCAAUCUUCAGAUUACAUGAGCCUGUUGGAAUUGGUCGUCUCUGGGAUGCCUUCCUUGCGACUUUGGAAGUAGCUGAAGGCGGUCUGUUUGAAGGCAUGAAGAUAGGGCAAAAAGUAACUGUGAUCGCCAAGAUCACAUAUCAUCAUACAGCGGCUACCCUCGAGACUUUCCGCAACAAACUGCUCGUGAUGCUGUCCUCAAUGAGUACCGCCUCUAUUUUACACGCCUCAAGCACUUGCAAGGCUCGGUGGUAUUCAGGUGCUAUGGUCUAUGGGGUGGGGUGUUCAAGGCGAAGAGCCAGUAGGAUAUUGGGAGAGAAAUCUGGGUUAUGCUCAUGGAAUAUGGGGGCAAAACCCUGGAGGAUGUCUACGAUGCGUUUUCAGGUGAGGGUGCUCCUUCAGCCCGUCGCGAGCUGUUAAGACAGUACGAGCGACUCCACCAAGCAAACGUUUUACAUCAAGACAUAGACAUUCGACAUUGGCUGCAGAGACCGGGCGAAGGCUGGAUGAUCAUCGACUUUGACGGCGCGAGAGAAUUGACGGGCGCUCAGGAAGACAAGGAGGAGAAAGAGGAGGAGAUGCGCAGAGUCAAUUUCGAACUGCCGCAACUUAAUCGAUCGAUAUCGUCUUCCCCUACAUAGGAGCACAUAACUGUAUGACAUGGACACAGCUUUUGGGUGUCACUCAACUUAGCAGCAAACUCUGAGUGCAGAAGAAACACUGAGAGAUGUGAAAGCUGGAUACAAGACGGGUGUGUGUGCCGCGCAGACGAAUGAAUUAAUGCACUACUCCAU
Messenger RNA from Cryptococcus amylolentus CBS 6039, 2248 nucleotides. RefSeq lists its product as hypothetical. Lineage: Eukaryota; Fungi; Basidiomycota; Tremellomycetes; Tremellales; Cryptococcaceae. The transcript is spliced from 3 exons. The record is from RefSeq and is a predicted model, not a curated record. Bases 575 to 1237 code for a protein of 220 amino acids.